AUGAUGUGUUAUUUAGGUCUUCGUUGUUACACUUGUAGUUACGAUGAAAGAGAUUCAAAAGAAAAUUCAUUGUGCGUAACAGCACCGUGGAAUUUAACCGGAAAUCCAAUAAGAUCCUGUCUUACACACGUUGAAUUUUGUAUUAUUGUAAGAAUCGAAACAAAGGAAACAGUGGCGUCAUUUUUAAGAAAAUGCGAAGAGAGUCCAAUGGAAGAUUCGGAUGUUGAUUCGAGAACGGUUGUUGCACAUUACAGAUCCUGUACAACAGAUUUAUGUAACAAAGGAGAUGGUCUUAAUUUUAUUGAUGAAAGUUACGAAGUGAGGAGAAGGGAUAUAUAA
Messenger RNA from Pediculus humanus corporis (human body louse), 339 nucleotides. RefSeq lists its product as uncharacterized. The record is from RefSeq and is a predicted model, not a curated record. The transcript is spliced from 3 exons. Lineage: Eukaryota; Metazoa; Arthropoda; Insecta; Psocodea; Pediculidae. The coding region runs from base 1 to 339 and encodes 112 amino acids.